Stylophora pistillata is the source of this 1973-nucleotide messenger RNA. RefSeq names its product neogenin. The record is from RefSeq and is a predicted model, not a curated record. Lineage: Eukaryota; Metazoa; Cnidaria; Anthozoa; Scleractinia; Pocilloporidae. Gene Ontology annotation, molecular function: protein binding.
UAUCACUUCCGGUUGUCAACGAGUUGCCAAUAACUCCUCUGAUUAGUGGUUCUCCGCCGAUGGAAGCGCGUCUGAUUUCCUCUAAGGCUUUAGUCGUCUGUUGUGCCCUUAUUUACCAUGUAUCAGGAGCUAAUCAAACGUUUCUUUCAGUUCCAGCCCCACAGAAAUACCUCAAAGAAGGUAAAACUCUUAAGCUGAGUUGUAAAAUCCACGGAAGGCCAUUGUUCGUCAGCCGAGUUUCUUGGAAACACAACGGAGAUUGGCUUCACAAUCAAACCAAGCAGGAAGUCGGAGCGGUGAAGCUCAUUCUCACGAAAGUUACACGUCAUCAAGAAGGAAUUUACCAGUGUGGUGUAUACAAUUCAUCUGGGCUCAGCCCUAGCGAAGCAAUUCCGGCAGAUGCAAAUGUGACACUUUUUGUUGGAGGGGCAAUCAAGGCAGUAUGUGAAUCAAGUGAUUUGGCAUCCCCCAAUUAUAGGGACUUGCUUCACUGGAAUGCUUUGGUUGACCAUCAAGCUGUUCAACGACCUUUCACUUACCAAAUUUUUUACUGUAAUUUGGAUUGUUUUCAUCCUCCCAGCGGCUACAGCAUUUUCAGCGGCUGUCCUAUAAUCCCAAAGUCAAAUGGUGGGAUGGUCAUGGAAUUCAAUCUUACAUCCCUCUACAAGAAAGUAUUUCCAAAGCUGUUUAGUGAUAAUGAAAAUAUCCCACAUCUAUGGAUUUUUUUGGCCAUUGGAAUAGCAAAUAUGGAUGAUGAAAUCAUUAGUAAACAAGUCCGAUGUCCUGUAUACCACCCAGUAAAGUGUACGAAGCCAGCAAACAUACGUUUAAACAACUUAAUGGCAACUCAGGUGACAUUGAUAUGGGAUCUUCCAAAGGAUGUGCCACAGGAUUAUCAGGGAAAUCUUAUUUAUUGGAUUCGUGUAGUAACUGGUAGCAGCCAUGGUGAUUUUCCUAAACAUAUUAAGGUGAUAAGAAAAAAAUUUUCAAAUGAGACUAUGAGAAGGAACAUCAGUGGUCUUCACCCAUAUACCUGGUAUCAUAUCUACAUCUCUUGCUCAAUUCAGACUAUAGUGGCCUCAAAAGCUACUCAGGGAGAAGAAGUGGGCCCAUUCUCAGCUAGGACCGGGGAAAAAGCCCCCAGCUCAUAUCCUAAAUUUUUGGAAAAUGCCACAAACACAAGGCUAUAUGGACAGUACAGAGAUGUUACUCUUCAUUGGGAGCUUCCCGACAGUGGCACAUGGAAUGGUAACAUCACUCACAUUGUGCUACGUUAUUGGCUAGCAAACAGUAACGUUACUGAAGCUAACAUCCGUCGUGUGAUUGUGUUAAGCAAUGUUUCCAUGACAAAUGGCACCUUAAAACAGCUACGCCAGGACGAGGUGUAUGAGGUGACGGCAGAAAUGUGCACCAGCGUGGGGUGUGGACUUCCUAGCCAAUCGGUCUUCAUACCAAGACUGUAUCAUACAGAUGGAACCCAUGUUCCACGUACGAUCGAACAAGGAGAUAAUUAUUACAUCAUUGGUGUCGUGUUGGGGUUACUGCUCUGUGUUGGAUGUUUAACUGUAAUGGCCUAUUAUUGGCACAGGAGACGUAGAGGAGAAGGCGUACCAUCACUGAAAUAUGUCCUUGGAAAAUUACCGCCUCCGAGUUCAAUUUCGUGUGAAAGCGAUACUGGAUCAGAAAAAAGAGAGGACAGCCACACUUAUGACGUAACCACUUCGCCUCUGCUCGGCGGCGACAAGAACGAAUACGUGCAAAUGAAAACCCCUGAGCCUGCGCCCAAUGCAUCAAUGAGCCGACGCUGCACAACAGUUAAUAUAAUAAAGACUUUGCAGCAUUCAACGAAACCUUUAUUUAUUGGAGAAUUAGUUUUAACUCAGAACUGGUGCACAUAAUUUCAGUAUACACUGAUCUCCUACAGAGUUUUUGAAAGCACGGCGUCAGGAUAAAAUAAAACAAGUAUUUUCAUA